This is a messenger RNA of Mucor velutinosus, 3465 nucleotides long. RefSeq lists its product as uncharacterized. The record is from RefSeq and is a predicted model, not a curated record. The transcript has 7 exons. NCBI's taxonomy places the organism in Eukaryota, Fungi, Mucoromycota, Mucoromycetes, Mucorales, Mucoraceae. Gene Ontology annotation, cellular component: nucleus. Bases 1 to 3465 code for a protein of 1154 amino acids. Gene Ontology annotation, molecular function: histone H3K36 methyltransferase activity; protein binding.
AUGCAUAGUACCAAUAUCAGAUCUACAGCACUUUCCCUGGAAAUUCGAGACAAAAAUUACAUAAUUAAGCACGUUAAUUCAGUGUUGGAUACGAAACAGUUUGACAAGAAAACGCACGCUCUACCCUCUUCGACUGUGAAUGUUGUUUGCGCUAAAGUUACUGCCACUACUACCACUACACAAGACAUGUGGAAUAGAAUGAACAAUGUUUCAAAGAGACGUUCCAUAGAUGCAUAUGACCGAACCUAUACCGACGAAAACAACCAUCCUUACCGCCACGAUACAUCAGAAGAAGAGGAGGAGGAGGAAGAGGAAGAGGAUGAAGUAGAUGCUCGACACCAUCGCCCACAAGACGAUUAUCAAGAGGAAUCUGAUUUGGAUAUUACCGGAUCUGAUGAUGAAUCAGUUUUAUCAGUUGAACAAACACAAACAGUAAAGAGCAACUCAUCCAACUUGUUUCAAUUCCACUUUGAAUUUGGCUCAAAACGACCACCAAGAACAACUAUACAGCAAGAUAUGCAAGAGGAAUCAGACGAACAAGAAGCAUCCGACAUGGAAGAGGAGGAGCCGCACUCUUUCCUGUCAAGUGAGCAACAAGACAGUGAUUCAGAACGCAGCUUGUUUGAUUCUGCCUCUUCGUCCAACGAUGAAGAUGAUGAAGAUGACGAAGAUGGAUGGAAUAGCAAACAUGUUAUGGCAGAUUCCAAAUACUUUCCAUCUGCUACUGAUGAAGCACUGCAGACAUUUGAAAACAUUGAAGCCAAUAUCUACAUUGGAUCAGCCACAGGAAGAUCCAUGGCAGAGGAGAGCAUGCCCUGUGAAUGCAAAUACGACUCUGAAUUAGAAAACCCAAACGAGGCUUGUGGCGACGACAACAUUUGUAUCAAUCGCAUGAUGUUUAUGGAGUGUAUCGUGCAAGAUUGCCCCUGUGGUCGAUUGUGUCGAAACCGUCGUUUUCAAUUAGGUCAGUAUUCGCCCGUGGAUGUGAUCAAGACUGAAAAGAAAGGGUUUGGUUUGCGUGCAUUGACAAAUCUACCUCAAAACUCGUUUAUCAUGGAAUACAUUGGCGAAGUCAUCCCACAAACCGAGUUCCUUCGACGUACCAGAGAGUAUGACGCAGAGGGAUUCAAGCACUACUACUUUAUGACAUUGAAAAACGACGAGAUCAUUGAUGCAACGAAAAGAGGCUGUUUAGCAAGAUUCAUGAAUCAUUCUUGCAAUCCCAACUGCGUCACACAAAAGUGGGUCAUUGGCAAAAAGAUGCGCAUUGGUAUCUUCACCAGUCGAGAAAUCACUGCAGGUGAGGAACUGACAUUCGACUACAAAUUCGAGCGUUACGGUGCGAUGGCGCAGCCUUGUUACUGUGGCGAGCCCAACUGCAAAGGAUUCAUUGGUGCUUCUGAUGAGAAAGCAGCCGCUAUGGCAGCAGCAGCUUCCUCAGCUGAUCACGACGAGGAUCUGUUGAUGGAUACACACAUGGGCGCAGAGGCGUCUCUAUCUACGUCUUCUUCUGACGACGACGACGAGUUUAGCGAUCAAGACAAGGACGAAGAUGAAGUCAUGAUGCAAAAGACGAGAAAACCACAACCACUGCAAGAUCCUCACAAGGUGCAGUCUUUUGUCAAGCGCAUGCUGAAUUCAGUGGGCAAGCCUCGACUCGUCAACAAACUGCUGAUGCGACUGCAAAUGACCAACGUCGACAAUUCGCAUGGAAGAGAAAUCCUCAAGAUGAUUGUGCGCUUGCAUGGUCUCAAGAUGCUAAAAUUUUGGCUGGGCGAAUGGAAGAACAAUGAGAUGAUUGUAUUGCGAGUGCUGCAAGUGCUGGAGAGACUACCGCUUGCCAACAGAAAUGGGCUAGAGGAUUGCAAGUUAUUUGAUAUUGUACAAAAGUUUGUGGAUCACGACAAUGAGGAGAUCAGCCGGUUGUCACAGCACUUGUUGGAUGAAUGGAGCGAACUGAAGUGUGUGUACCGUAUACCAAAGAGAGCACAUGUAGACAUGUCAGUCACCACAGCAGAGGAAGAAGACGAUGACGAUGACGACGAUGAUAUGGAAGAAGGCGUGGAGGAAGAAGGAGAGGCGCAAGACAAGGAUAGUGAACAACACGCAGAUGCCUCUUCUACAACUACAGUUCCUGCCAAAAAACCAGCCAAACGACACAAUCAACGAAAGAGGUUCAAACGAAAACGCUUUGAGUCUACACGAGAGUUCUUUGAUCCAGACAACGACCUUUACGAGUACUUUUCCAUGGACGCCACCCCAGAGGACCUUGCCUUCAAGUUGCUAUAUCCACCGCCAUCCUCGAUUCCAACUGCACCUAAAGCUAUGCUUGAAUCCAACAACAAUAAUAACAACACUGUAUAUCACCAUCAAAAGCAUUAUAAUCACACCAAGCAUAAGAAGCCCACUGGAGGAGGAGGAGGAGGAGGCUUCUUUUCUUAUCACUCUACGAAUAAUAUUAACCACCAAAUAUCUUCAUCUACUCCUAUUACUAUACAUAAUACAACUUGUACACCUAAUCCUACAAUAACAACUACAGAUGAUACCCUGCUUCAACAGCAACAAGCAUACACGGAUUACUAUCAAAAUCCUUCGUCCAUGUAUGACUACAGUCAGUUUUACUAUGCUCAAGCAGCAGCAGCUGAAGGGAUGACUGUGGAGGAGUACUAUUACGCAUUUCAACAGCAACAGCAACAGCAACAGCAACAGCAACAAGCUGCGAUGCCUGCUACCAAUUGGCAACUGGCAGUGACAGAAGAUGGAUCCACAUAUUACUACAACAUGGCUACACAUCAAACACAGUGGGAGAUACCACAAGAAUUGGAGCAAUUGCAAUCACAAGUACCUCCUCCUCCUCCGCCACCGCCGCCACCUCCACCUCCACCUCCAUCCUCGUCUACUUCCUCGUCAUUACACUCUACUUUACCGCAACCCACUUCCUCCACCGCUUCAUUACAGAAAGCAGGUUUAUCCAUUGAGGGUGUCGUUGAUCCACUGCAAUUAGAAGGACUUGUUGAGCAAGCCAUAUUGGAAUCGGAUGAAAAGAAGCGACUUUUGCAAUUGAGUCUGGGCGAAGAUAGUCCUAAUAGUAAGGGAAGCCAUCUGCUCACACCUACCAGUGGAUCUGUAGAUGCUGCCAUGAAUGAAGAGGGUCCGUAUUUAAAUGACGUCGAUUUGAAGCGAGAAGUUGGAAAAGUGGUGACAAAGUAUCUGUCUUCCAAGCAGCAAGCGCUCUGGAAAGGAGAUAAGCAUGUGUUUAAGGAUCUUGCUCGCAAGGUCACUCAUCAUAUUGUGGACAGGGAAAUGCAAUCUGGUCGAAAGAUCAAGGCCAUGGACACUGGUUUACGCAUAAAAAUUGAAAAGUUCAUUGAUGCGUAUGGCACUGACUACGUAUCUAAAUUCAAGCAGAAAAACCUCGUUGGCCUAUCUUCCAGCAGUAGCUCACCGUCCAUGAAUAUCAGUUAG